Lecanosticta acicola is the source of this 1275-nucleotide messenger RNA. The record is from the annotation of a GenBank genome assembly. Lineage: Eukaryota; Fungi; Ascomycota; Dothideomycetes; Mycosphaerellales; Mycosphaerellaceae.
AUGACAGUGGACUCUCAGUUCCGCGGUCAGGCCGUCACUGUUGCGGCAUCGAUUGCUUCGGUUGCUGGAUUGCUUGGCAUUCUCAACUACUUGCAGAUCCCAUCUCUAUUCCAGCGACGGGCCAAGUCACGCAAAGUUGGGCCUCGAUGCUAUUCAUUGAACGAACAGCCAUCACUCACAUCAUUCAAAGCUCUGGUGGAGCGGACGACACUCAAAGAGACCUAUCCUCUGGCCAUCGAUGUGCAGAACAACAUUCCCAUUUACGAUUGCGGCAAGUUGGAUCUCCAGGACUCGAAGCAGGUUGAGCGCUUCCAAGAUGAGCUGUAUCAUGUCCUUGUCGAAGGGCCAGGUGUCUACGUUCUGAAGCAUUUCUUCACGGAUCUGGAGCCGGUCGAUGCUGCCAAUGAGGCGUUUGCUGCGAUCAUCAAACGUGAGCUGGAAGAGAAUGGAGAGAAAGGUGACCACUUUGCGGCAGCCGGGACGAACAAUCGGAUCUGGAAUUCCUUCUCGAAACUCUGCUUACAAGACCCGGAGAGCUUUGUGAAAUACUAUUCGAAUCCUCUAUUCGAGAUCGUGUGCGAGUCUUAUCUUGGUCCGGCAUACCGCAUCACCAGCCAAGUUAAUAUUGUCAAGCCUGGUGGGAAACCGCAAGUUAGCCAUCGAGACUAUCAUCUUGGUUUCCAAACGGCAGAAGACGUGGCCAAAUGGCCCAAAGAUCUACACACCGCGAGUCAACUCCUCACACUGCAAGGAGCAGUCGCCCAAUCCGACAUGCCCCUCUCCUCGGGGCCAACGCGCUUUCUGCCCUACAGCCAAACGUUUGAAGAAGGCUACAUGGCGUACCGCCUGCCGUCUUUCAACGACUACUUCCUCCAAAAUUGGACCUCCCUGCCCCUCAAGAAGGGCGACGCAGUCUUCUUCUCCCCAGCACUCUUCCACGCCGCAGGCGAAAAUCUCACCACGGACUUCAACCGCAGCGCGAAUCUCAUACAAGUCAGCAGCGCUUUCGGGAAGACGAUGGAAACGAUCGAUUCGGUGCCUUUGAUUGAAGCGACGUACGAGAUUUUGCGGGAGAAAGGGUGGAAUGAGGCUUUUGUGCGGGCGGUUGCGGAGGGAUAUCCGUUUCCGACGAAUUUGGAUCGUAGGCCGCCGGCGCCGGGUGGGAUGGCGCCGGAGAGUGAGCAGGAUGUUUUGAGGAAGGGCUUGGUGGAGGGGUGGGCAAGAGAGGAGGUUUUGGGGGCGAUGAGGAAGAUGAGGAGGGAUGCGUUGGCAUGA